CACCGGGUCUCCUCCUGCGGUGCCCCAAAAAAUGGCGCCAAUCCCUCCCCAAUCUCCCGCCGCACCCCCCCGCUAUUUCCCCUCCGCGCCCCAGCCCUAGCCGCGCCGGGGCAAACCCUAACCCCAUGUCCUCCUCCUCCUCGCUGCCCGCCAAGCCGCCCCCGCCGCCGCGCCCCAAGACGCGGGGCAGCUACAACUGCGGCCGAUGCGGCCAGCCCAAGAAGGGCCACGUCUGCAACCUCCCCUCCCCGGCCGCCGCCGACGGCGGCGCCGCGCCCCCCUCCCCGUCGCCCUCCUCCUCCGGCGGGGACACCCGCCUCCGCCGCGCCCUCUCCUUCGACGAGCCCUCCUCCCCCGAGAAGAAGCCCAGGCCCGACCAUGACGGCCGCACCAUGGAGCUGGGCGGCCGGGCCGUGCCGGUGGACCUCGUCGUCGAGGUGCUGCGCCAGCUCGGCCCCAGGGGCGUCCUCGACGCCGCCGCCGUCAGCCGCGCCUGGCGCGACUGCGCCGACCGGGUCUGGCGCGUCGCCGAGGAGCUCCGCCUCCGCCCGGCCGCCGCCGGCCUCCUCGGCGCGCUGCUCCCCCGCUGCGCCGCGCUCUCGCGCCUCGUCCUCCACAUGGAAAGUGCUGUUGAUGCCACCAUGCUGUCAUGUCUUGCAUUUUCCUGUUCAAGUUUGGAAACUCUGGAGAUCACCAUGGCCGACAAGGCAAUCAACAAUAUGACUGGAGAGGAGCUAAGUCGACUUGUUUCAGAGAAGCAUUCUCUCUCAAUUCUCAAAAUCGGUGGCUGCUCUAAUCUUGGUUUUCUUAAUCUAAGCUCUUCAAGCCUUAAUGUUCUUUGGCUAUCAGAUCUUUGCUCCCUUUCGGAAUCGGUCAUAAGCUGCCCUAAUAUGAGCGAGCUCUCCCUGUGUUUCACACAACAAAGUUCGGAAUGUACUGACCUGGUUAGUUUGAUGGAUGGCCUGGGCCGAUCGUGCCCUAACUUAAGAAAUUUGCACAUAUCAUCAAUUCAACUAUCUAAUGAAGCUGUGUCCGCUCUAGAGGGUGCCAACCUCAGGGGCUUGUGCAUGCUAUCCUUGAUUCUCGGUUCAAAAAUGACAGAUGCAGCUGUUGCAUCUAUCGUCAGAUCUUGUGCAAGCUUGGAAUUGCUUGAUUUAAGUGGAUCUAGCAUCAGUGAUAGUGGUGUUGGUAUGAUCUGCAAGGCGUUCCCUCAUACUUUAUCGAGGCUGCUCCUUGCUCUCUGCCCAAAUAUUACUACAUGUGGGAUCCAGGCUGCAACAGCACAAUUGCCACUUCUUCAGCUCAUGGACUGUGGAAUGAGCUUACGUUCUAACUUGCAGAAUGAAAAACAGGGGGCUUAUUUUGGUGAGAUCAAUGGAAGGAUUAGAUUGUGCCCAAAAUUACCCACCUUAAAAAAGCAACCUAUGCGCCAAAAGCUGAUCAUAAAGCAUGAUAAUUUGAAGAAGCUCAGUCUAUGGGGCUGUUCAGCAAUAGAUGCUUUGUAUGUGAAAUGCCCAGAGUUGAUUGAUCUGAACCUCAACACUUGUACAAAUCUACACCCAGAGCGGCUGCUACUUCAGUGCCCAAAUCUGAAGAAUGUACAUGCAUUUGGAUGCCAAGAUAUGUUGAUUGGUGCAAUAAAAAACCAGAAACUGAUAAACAGAAAGAAUCUAAUGAAGCAAUGUGUAUCAACUGGAGUCUAGCAAGGAGUAAGCUGUGAAGCUGAAGGUGUAUCAGGCUGUCUACAGGCCCAAACAGCACACAUGAAGGAUACCACUAAAGCCCACCUGUAUAUCCAAAACCUAGGUACACUCAUCAAUCUCCUGACGGUUUUGAGUUCUUGCUCCUGUCAGGUUGGCACUUGAUCUACCAUCCAUAGUAUUGUCACCUUGUAUCAUUUGUCAUAAUCCGAGGCAUUACUGGCACCAAUCUGGCUAUAUGUGGAUGUUAGAUAUAUCACGGUACUAGUGAUGGCCGUGACUCCCCAUGCUAUCCAUAUGUCAGGCAACGUUUGAUGGAGUAUCAGGUUACCAUAUACUCCGUCCGUUCCCAAAUAUAAGUCUUUCUAGAGAUUCCAAUAAGUGACUACAUACGGAGCAAAAUGAGUGAAUCUACUCUAAAAAAUGUCUACAUACAUCCGUAUGUUGUAGUCCAUUUGAAAUGUCUAAAAAGACUUAUAUUUAGGAACGGAGGGUGUAAUUCGUUAAGUUGAAAAUGACAUAGUUAGUUGCUUUUGAUACUCUUGGCACUAGAGUGUGGUGGAGAAACAUUCUGGUGGUAAACCUCUAAAAUGAAGCCAUAGUUAUAGUAUAAUGCUGUUAGCGAACAUUUUUCUGCCAUAUAUCAUAAUUUACCGGUAGUCGGCAAUUGGUUCAAGCUUCACACAUGUUACUGCAUAGUUAACGCAAACAUGAACCAGAGUAAAAUUUAGUUUGGAAUUUUGAAACGGAAACAAACUGAAAGAGCUAAAUUGAGUUGCAAUGAUUUAUUAAUUCAAGCACAGCAACACACUCGCAAAAGAUAGUGGCACCCAACAAAUUAACCGGUACAAUAAAGAAAACCCGCCAACUUACCUUUACAAUUUUGCAUCUGAGCUAUCAGUUACUCAACAAAGGUGAAAGAGCAUUACCACUUUCUUCGUUUUCCAAUGUAUUGCCACAAAUUU
Molecule: messenger RNA, 2665 nt
Organism: Triticum dicoccoides
Lineage: Eukaryota; Viridiplantae; Streptophyta; Magnoliopsida; Poales; Poaceae
Product: F-box/LRR-repeat protein 17-like
Exons: 11
Coding region: 126-1703 (525 amino acids)
Cellular component (GO): cytoplasm
Molecular function (GO): protein binding
Source: RefSeq, a predicted model, not a curated record